Pteropus alecto (black flying fox) is the source of this 2428-nucleotide messenger RNA. Its product is annotated as protocadherin alpha-12. Gene Ontology annotation, biological process: homophilic cell-cell adhesion. The coding region runs from base 20 to 2428 and encodes 802 amino acids. Gene Ontology annotation, cellular component: plasma membrane. The record is from RefSeq and is a predicted model, not a curated record. Gene Ontology annotation, molecular function: calcium ion binding. NCBI's taxonomy places the organism in Eukaryota, Metazoa, Chordata, Mammalia, Chiroptera, Pteropodidae. The transcript has a single exon.
CUCAGAGAUCUUAUCUGCAAUGGUGUUUUCCUGGCGGGGAGGCUUAGGAGCCUGGCGCCUGCUGAUGUGGCUUCUGCUCCUUACAGCCUGGGAGACCGAGAGCAGCCCGGUCCACUACUCGGUCUCCGAGGAGGCCAAACACGGCACCUUCGUGGGCCGCAUCGUCCAGGACCUGGGGCUGGAGCUGGAGGAGCUGGUGCCGCGCCUGUUCCGGAUGGCGUCCAAAAGCAGUGGGGACCUUCUGGAGAUAAAUCUGCAGAAUGGCAUUUUGUUUGUGAAUUCUCGGAUCGACCGCGAGGAGCUGUGUGGGCGGAGGCUGGAGUGCAGCAUCCACCUGGAGGUGAUCGUAGAGAGGCCGCUGCAGGUUUUCCAUGUGCAGGUAGAAGUGAAGGACAUUAACGACAAUUUGCCGGUGUUUAGAAGAGAACAAAAGGUCCUUAUUUCUGAAUCUGCACCUCUAGAGUCUCAGUUUCCUCUAGAGGGCGCUUUUGAUGCGGAUAUCGGCGAAAACUCUGUUUUGACUUACAAGUUAAGUAUAAAUGAGUAUUUUACUCUGAAAACAAUAACGAAAAACGAUAAAAGUAUAUUGCCUGAACUGGUUCUUCGGAAGUCCUUGGAUAGAGAGGAAACGCCAGAACUUAAUGUAUUGCUGACCGCCCUCGAUGGCGGUAAACCUGAGCUAACAGGCUCUAUUCAUAUUAAAAUAACCAUCCUGGAUGUGAAUGAUAAUGCUCCAGAGUUUGAUAAGCUUGGCUAUAAAGUAGUGCUGUUUGAAAAUGUGCCAAACGACACGAGAGUGAUUCAACUAAACGCUUCAGAUUUAGACGAAGGAUUGAAUAGUGAAAUUACCUAUGGAAUCAGAAUGAUUUUGCCAGCAAGUGAGAAGUGUAUGUUUUCAAUAGAUCCAAAAACAGGUGAAAUCAGAAUUUAUGGGAAACUGGAUUUUGAAGAGAAUAAUGAGUAUGAAAUUCAUGUUAAUGCCAUUGAUAAAGGGAUUCCUUCCAUGGCAGGUUACUGCACGGUCCUGGUGGAAGUUCUAGACCUGAACGACAAUACGCCCAAGAUAAUGGUCACUUCGCUGUCACUCCUUGUGCGAGAGGAUGCUCAGGUGGGCACCGUCAUCGCCUUGAUCAGCGUGUCUGACAGUGACUCUGGGGCCAACGGGCAGGUAACCUGCUCACUAACACCCCACGUGCCCUUCAAGCUGGUGUCUACCUUCAAGAAUUACUAUUCGCUGGUGCUGGACAGCGCUCUGGAUCGCGAGAGCGUGGCGAAUUAUGAGCUGGUGGUGACAGCGCGGGAUGGGGGCUCGCCUUCGCUGUCGGCCACCGCCAGCGUGUCCGUGGAGGUGGCCGACAUGAACGACAACGCGCCGGUAUUCACGCAGCCCGAAUACACGGUGUUCGUGAAGGAGAACAACCCGCCCGGCUGCCACAUCUUCACGGUGUCUGCGCGGGACGCGGACGCGCAGGAGAACGCGCUGGUGUCCUACUCGCUGGUGGAGCGGCGCGUGGGCGAGCGUGCGCUGUCGAGCUACGUGUCGGUGCACGCGGAGAGCGGCAAGGUGUACGCGCUGCAGCCGCUGGACCACGAGGAGCUGGAACUGCUGCAGUUCCAGGUGAGCGCGCGCGACGCGGGCGUGCCACCUCUGGGCAGCAACGUGACGCUGCAGGUGUUCGUGCUGGACGAGAACGACAACGCGCCCGCGCUGCUGCCGCCUGGGGCUGGUGGCGGGGGCGGCGCGGUGAGCCAGCCAGUGGCGCGUUCUGUGGGCUCCGGCCACGUGGUGGCGAAGGUGCGCGCGGUGGACGCGGACUCGGGCUACAACGCGUGGCUGUCUUACGAGCUGCUGUCGGAGGCGGGGGGCGCUCACAGCGCGUUCCGCGUGGGGCUGUACACGGGCGAGAUCAGCACUACGCGCGCCCUGGACGAGGCGGACGCGCCGCGCCAGCGUCUGCUGGUGCUGGUGAAGGACCACGGCGAGCCUGCGCUGGCGGCCACCGCCACUGUGCUACUCUCGCUGAUGGACAGUGGCCAGGUGCCGAAGACUCCGUCGCAGAUGUCGGCGGGCGCCAUGGGCUCAGAGUUGGCGCUGGUGGAUGUGAAUGUGUAUCUGAUCAUUGCCAUCUGCGCGGUGUCCAGCCUGUUGGUGCUCACGCUGCUGCUGUACACGGCUCUGCGGUGCUCGGCGCCGCCCACCGAGGGCGCGUGCGGGCCAGAGAAGCCCACUCUGGUGUGCUCCAGCGCGGUGGGGAGCUGGUCGUGCUCGAAGCAGAGACGGCAGAAGGUGUGCUCUGGGGAGGGCCCUCCCAAGACCGACCUCAUGGCCUUCAGCCCCAGUCUUCCACAGUCACGAAAAGAUUGUUUCAAUCUUUCCAGUGAAGUAAGUCAUGAUAUAUAUUUGUUCCCUUUAAGAACUUUCUAUUAG